CUUAAAUGUAGUAGUUUUCUGGUUUCUUUCCUCUCUGAUGGUAAAUUUAUUUUUGGGGGGGGACAAAAGACAUUUGAGGAAACACUGAUCCAUAUUUUUCUACAUUUUCUGACAUUCCAGAGACCAAACAACUCCAGAAAAUAAUGACAGGUUAUUCAACAUUGGAAUUAUGAGAUAACUGCAGCCUUAAUACUUAAUGCCUUAUACUCCAACUAAUAAUACAAGCUGGACCUCAUGGACAACAGAAUAAAAAUCAUAGCCAAAAUGUAAUGAGGUUUGUGUGGUGUUCCUUUGUCAAAAUAAACAAUGCAUUAAUAGCAAUAGUGUGAAAGAUGGAUCACUAGGACCAGAAGAUGGAUUACAAGGACCAGAGGAUGGACUACAGGCACCGGAGGAUGGACUACAAGGACAACAUAAUGGACUACAAGGACGAUGUGUUGGACUACACAGACCAGAGGAUGGACUACAGGGACCAGAGAUCGACUACAAGGACAACAUGAUUUAGUAUAAGAACAAAAUUAUGCUCUACAAAGACCAGAGGGAGGACUACAAGGACCACAUGAACUACAAGGACCAGAGGAAGGACUAUGAGGACCAGAAGAAGGACUACAAGGACCAACGGAUGGACUACGAGGACCAACGGAUGGACUACAAAGACCAGAGGAAGGACUACGAGGACCAACGGAUGGACUACAAGGACCACAGGAUGGACUACAAAGACCAGAGGAAGGACUACGAGGACCAGCGGUUGGACUACAAGGACCACAUGAUGGACUACAAGGACCAGAGAAAGGACUGCGAGGACCAGAGGAAAGACUACGAGGACCACAUGAUGGACUACAAGGACCACAUGAUGGACUACAAAGACCAGAGAAAGGACUACGAGAACCAACGGAUGGACUACAAAGACCAGAGGAAGGACUACGAGGACCACAUGAUGGACUACAAGGACCAGAAAAAGGACUGCGAGGACCACAAGAUGGACUACAAGGACAACAUGAUGGACUACAAAGACCAGAAGAUGUGUUCAGACCAAAGAACUACAGACUCUUCACAACCUGCUCAAACUCUUGGUACAGGACCUCACCACACGGGUCAAGAAGGUUUCCAUCUCAUUUCUACUCUGAAGCUCACCUUCUCCUGCUCAAACUGCUGACAAAUGUUUCUGCUGCUCUAAAGUCUGGUCUCCAGAACUUCCUAAAAACUCUCAAAGUCUCUUCUGCUGCAGGUUGCUUUGUAGAACUGUUGCAGAAAACCUCACUAAACUACAUGGAGGGGCCUCAAGAUAGUCGUCCAAAUGGAACCGUACAAAAACCAAACUAGCACAACCCAAAUGCUAAAGUCUCCUGCAGCCUACCAGAGAACCUCUGAGAACAGAGAAUCAGGACAGGAACUCUUACCUUCUGGACAACCAACGCUGGUUCACAAACAAGAAUACAGAAUGUGUCUGACCAAAAACCUCUGAAAACUCACUACAGCCAAGAUAAAGACACAACUCAGCUGCAGCAAACCCACUAAUCACUGCACACAUUAGCACCAGGUGCUAACUGUGCCUAAACAACCACAUUUACCAAGACAACUAUCCAGUACAAAGCCCUAAAACACACCAAGAAACACAUUAAAGACGAUUUUACUGCUGGAAGCUGCAAGCCAACACCUAAAAAACAAACUAAAGCAAUGGAGCCAAACCCAGUUCACUGGUGAAGAGAAGCAGAGGAAAUGUUUGUCUGCAGCUAAAUAAAGCAGGAAGACACUGAGCUGCUCAGGUGUUCCUGAUAACACCAAGCAGCCACCUGGACAGCCAAUAGGAACACAGCUUACUGGAAGUCCAGAGGGCUGGGUUAGUGAAGGAAAUUUAGUUUAAAGUUGAAGCAGAAAGUUAACAAAGAAAGUUGAAAACCACCUUCUGAUCCCUGAAAUCUCUGAGUUUUCACACAAAGAACACCUGAACAUGUCAAACUGGUUCCAUAGUAGAACCAUCAUUGUAAAAACGUCAUAGUAUGGUGUGUUGCUCAAAAAACAUUACGACUCGGCUGUCUAGGGUCGCCAAGGAGCAACACAAAAACAGGACAAACGCUGGUUUCCAGGGGGUUAGUAGGCUAUUUAUUUGAAAGAGUAAGUUUACAACAACACAACAUGUGAGCAGAAAAAUCACAAAGUCUGUCUUUAGUUCAGCUGAAAAUAUUAGUUUUUGUCUUUUUUAUUGACCAAACUUUUCAGGAAGUAGAUGAAGAAUAAUUGAAGCUCUCAUGUAGAAGUCCAACUUAUUUUAGAUCCUUGUGGAGAGUUUAAUCUUAGAGUUUGUACAGCUGUUGAGUUUUUAGAGUCACAUGGAUUGUUUUGACAUUUAAUAACCGAGUCCUGAAAUAAAAUUACAGUUGUG
Amphiprion ocellaris (clown anemonefish) is the source of this 2383-nucleotide messenger RNA. RefSeq names its product protein PIF-like. The transcript is spliced from 2 exons. Lineage: Eukaryota; Metazoa; Chordata; Actinopteri; Pomacentridae. The coding region runs from base 521 to 1156 and encodes 211 amino acids. The record is from RefSeq and is a predicted model, not a curated record.